Molecule: messenger RNA, 1086 nt
Organism: Moesziomyces antarcticus
Lineage: Eukaryota; Fungi; Basidiomycota; Ustilaginomycetes; Ustilaginales; Ustilaginaceae
Product: cytidylate kinase
Exons: 3
Coding region: 1-1086 (361 amino acids)
Biological process (GO): UDP biosynthetic process; CDP biosynthetic process; 'de novo' pyrimidine nucleobase biosynthetic process
Cellular component (GO): nucleus; cytoplasm
Molecular function (GO): ATP binding; UMP kinase activity
Source: RefSeq, a predicted model, not a curated record
AUGCUUUCUAGCUCCUCGUCGAUCCUCCGUCGUCUGUCCCGCACUGAUCGUCUGGCCUCUCCCAUCGCCCUCCGAGCCUACUCCACCUCGGGCGCCCGUCCUAAGAAGAACCACCCGAGCCCCAUCGGAUUUGCGCUGAUCGCCAUCGCCGCUUUCGGCACGUUUGCUUACGUCUCGCGCUCCCGUCACGACGAUCCGCAGAAGCACCUCCGCGAAAAGCGCAUCCCACACCCCAAUCCGCUCAUCCCUCCUCGUUCGCAGGAGCCUCAAGUCGCAUCGCUCCUGCACACUUCGCCCAACAUUAACUGGUCAAACACGCUGCUCGGCAGAAUGGGCCUGUUCGACAAGCUCAAGCACAAGAAGGACGACCAGGCCACGGCCUCGGCUGGUGCGUCUGGCUCCGCUCCCGCCGCCCCGGAAGCUGCCCCCGCGCCUGCUAUCGCGGAGGCGAUUGCCAAGGACACGCCGCGCUUCGACUCGUCCAAGGUGACGGUGGUGUUUGUGCUCGGAGGCCCCGGCGCGGGCAAGGGCACGCAGUGUGCUCGCCUCGUCGAGGACUACGGAUUUGUGCACCUGAGUGCCGGAGACCUGCUGCGUGCCGAGCAGCAGCGCGAGGGCUCGCAGUACGGCGCCAUGAUCGCCGAGUACAUCAAGGAGGGCAAGAUCGUGCCCAUGGAGGUCACCGUGGCGCUGCUCUCCAACGCCAUCGCCGACGCGCUCGCCAAGCAGGGCGGCGAAGGCAAGGGCCGCUUCCUCGUCGACGGCUUCCCGCGCAAGAUGGACCAGGCGAUCAAGUUUGACGAAUCGGUGUGCCCGUCGCAGUUUGUGCUCUUCCUGCAGUGCUCCGAGGAGGUGAUGCUGAGCCGACUGCUCGAGCGCGGGAAGACCAGCGGCCGCACCGACGACAACAUCGAGUCGAUCAAGAAGCGUUUCCAGACUUUUGUCGAGACGUCGAUGCCCGUCGUCGACUACUACCGCAAGCAGGACCGCGUGGUGGAGGUGGACUCGAUCAAGCCCGUCGACGAGGUGUACGCCGAGAUCAAGCAGGCCAUGGACCGCACCUUUGCCAACCACGCUCAGCAGUAG